UGAUAACUAGGUAUUUAGUAUUGUACUGAUGAAUGUGUAACCUCUGUACAGGUCACAGGACCUGUCUUGUUUUGAAUUAGAAAAUGAUUUUUAAAUCGGCUUAGAUUGAACUACAAGGUAUUGAACACACUUCUUGCUUCGCUGGAAGUUUAAAUAAACACUACAGAUUAAUGUGUAGGUAAAAGAAAUGCUAUUCGUCACUUGUGCGCCGUUAUUAAUUGGAGUAUUUAAAUUACCAGACUGAACGUUAUGCUAAGUCUACAGUGGAUCAAAAUAUACCUGGUGUGAAGAGUUGAUGACUGAAGACUGAAUGAAAUGGAUAUAAAUUUAACGGAUGACGUCAAGGUACGUCUUGGAGCAGAGAGCAAAGUGACCCUCACAGACGGAAUCGGUAUACAGCAAGUCAAAGUCAGGACCCCCAAGUGUCAAUCCGAGGAGCUUCUACCGGGGUGCUAUGAAAAGGAUGGUGCCGAAAACUUAUCGUCGAAAUUUAAUUUACACAGACAAUACUCGCUUCCAUUCCAAGAAUCAUUUGCGCAGAAACCCGAAGAUUCUGAUAUUAUAUUGCCAAAUAUCUUCGAAGAGGAAGUACCAGUAAAAUUAUGUAAUAGACCUCAGGUUUCUAUUUCAAAGAAAGAAAUUGUGAUAGAUGAGAAUUCACCUACCCAAAUAGACAUCACGUGGACUGUAAAAGAUACAAAGCUUGGUGUGAGCUACGUGUUCGAUUUGGAGAUUAUGACAAAUACAGAAUGGACACCUUUAGCAGAAAAAAGAGCACCUGUUAUACGAAUGUAUAAAACGGACUUCUCUGUGUCUCUGGGCAAAAUCAAGUGGGAUUUACGUAAAGGGGACGCUGUCUGGCACGUCAGAAUACGAUCACGUGACAGUCACAUGGCAUAUGAUUGGAGUGAUUCUGUAAAAAUUCUUAUAUGUGGGAUCAAAAAUGAGGUCCAUUUUGACCCUAACGACAAAGCAGGAUCGAUUUUAUAUUAAUCUUAUUUAAAUUAUCUUAUUCCAGAGAAUAAGACAUGUUGAAAGCAAGUUUAAAUUACUCUGAUGUGGCUAACCACAGUUUGUUCCAUCCUUUUCAUACAUCUAUAUGCUACCAUAUACAUGCAUAUGACUCGAUAGACUAUUCUGUUUACUUAGAUGUUUUCUAUAUCUGUUUUUUUUUAAGUUGGCGAUAUCUAUAAAUUUUAAUGUUAAAAAAUAUCAAAACAAUUAAAAUUUGAUGUCCAUGUCUUUAAUUUACAUUUCUAACAAAAAUAAAUGUCAUUUUAGCUCGCGUAUCAGAAAUAUCAAUCUUUUAAACAUUCUUUUAAGAUGUUAGAAAGAUUGAAUUCGUACAAAGUAAGUGCCCUGAUUUAAUGUUAGAAUUACUUUUGUCCUCUUAGGGUUUUGAAUUUGCACCAUAUAUUCCCCAUGUAAAUGUAAACUCACUUCAUAUAAAGUGUAGUC
This is a messenger RNA of Saccostrea cuccullata (small rock oyster), 1458 nucleotides long. RefSeq lists its product as uncharacterized. The transcript has 2 exons. NCBI's taxonomy places the organism in Eukaryota, Metazoa, Mollusca, Bivalvia, Ostreida, Ostreidae. The coding region runs from base 316 to 993 and encodes 225 amino acids. The record is from RefSeq and is a predicted model, not a curated record.